GCCUCAAGCCCCCGGCCCGACCCGGCCUUCGCCACGCGCGCCCCGGGGCCCCUGCGUGGACUUGGCGGCCGCCAACAGCUGGGCGCCGCCGCCUCGCCUCGCCUCGGGGGGGCUGCCGGAGCCGCAGCCCCGAGGCCGCAGACUUCGCUGCGGGACGGAGCCCCCCGGGAUGCGGUAGCGGCCGCCGGGCCGAGGCCGUGAAGCAGCUGCAGCCGCCGCCGCUCAGCUCCGCGCUGGUUCCGUGCGCCAUGGUCACCCACAGCAAGUUUCCCGCCGCCGGGAUGAGCCGCCCGCUGGACGCCAGUCUGCGCCUCAAGACCUUCAGCUCCAAGAGCGAGUACCAGCUGGUGGUGAACGCGGUGCGCAAGCUGCAGCAGAGCGGCUUCUACUGGAGCGCCGUGACGGGCGGCGAGGCGAACCUGCUGCUGAGCGCCGAGCCGGCCGGCACCUUCCUCAUCCGAGACAGCUCGGACCAGCGGCACUUCUUCACGCUCAGCGUCAAGACUCAGUCCGGGACCAAGAACCUGCGCAUCCAGUGCGAAGGGGGCAGCUUCUCGCUGCAGAGCGACCCCCGCAGCACGCAGCCCGUGCCACGCUUCGACUGCGUGCUCAAGCUGGUCCGCCACUACAUGCCGCCACCGCCGCCUUCGGACUCAGCGGCCGGCCCCGAGCCCCCAGGCCCCGAGGCCUCCGAGGAGCCGGAACAGCCGCAGCCGCCGCCUCCCGGGAGCCCACCCAGGAAAGCCUAUUACAUCUACUCGGGGGGUGAGAAGAUUCCCUUGGUGCUGAGCCGGCCGCUGUCGUCCACCGUGGCCACCCUGCAGCAUCUCUGUCGCAAGACGGUCAACGGCCACCUGGACUCCUACGAGAAAGUCACCCAGCUGCCUGGGCCCAUCCGGGAGUUCCUGGACCAGUAUGACGCCCCGCUUUAGGGGACCGUGGUGGGCCGGAGGCUGGGAGAGGGGCCUGGCUCCCCUCUCCUCUUGGCACAAGCACAAGAAUCCAUCCUGGGGCAGGGCAGUCUGAACCUGGAAUGGCUUUGAGGGAAGGGGGCACCCACCACCC
This is a messenger RNA of Ochotona princeps (American pika), 1065 nucleotides long. RefSeq names its product suppressor of cytokine signaling 3 (gene SOCS3). Lineage: Eukaryota; Metazoa; Chordata; Mammalia; Lagomorpha; Ochotonidae. Gene Ontology annotation, molecular function: 1-phosphatidylinositol-3-kinase regulator activity. Gene Ontology annotation, biological process: phosphatidylinositol phosphate biosynthetic process; intracellular signal transduction. The transcript has 2 exons. The record is from RefSeq and is a predicted model, not a curated record. Gene Ontology annotation, cellular component: phosphatidylinositol 3-kinase complex. The coding region runs from base 249 to 932 and encodes 227 amino acids.